Carassius gibelio (silver crucian carp) is the source of this 1756-nucleotide messenger RNA. RefSeq lists its product as uncharacterized. NCBI's taxonomy places the organism in Eukaryota, Metazoa, Chordata, Actinopteri, Cypriniformes, Cyprinidae. The record is from RefSeq and is a predicted model, not a curated record. The transcript has 6 exons. Gene Ontology annotation, biological process: response to bacterium. The coding region runs from base 41 to 1021 and encodes 326 amino acids.
CCUAGAUGUUCUGAAUCAACCCAUUUAGAAUCUUCUAAAAAUGAUUAAUCAUUUUUUCAUCCUUUUGCUUUACCUUUUAAAAUGCAGCUCAGAAAAUGUAGAUGCAGCUGCUCAGAAUCAUCUGAAGAUUGUUCAAGCUGGAGACAAAGUUACCUUCACCUGUAUUUAUCCAAAAGAGUUAAGAACCACUGUUGUUUGGGUCAAACAAAAAGCUGGAGAGAAACCCCUUUCAAUUGCUUCAUCAUAUCAAGCUUUAGCUGUCGUGUUUGAAAAUGGCUUUGACAAACAUAAUCGUUUUUUUGUAGCAAAAGAUGAUAGCAGUUUUAAUCUGAGCAUUACCAAUGCAAAAGAAUCAGACACUGCAACAUACUAUUGUGCUAAAUUUAUAUAUCAGUUCAUAUUUGGGGAAGCUACUGAUCUCAUUGUUAAAGACAGAGGAUUGAACAUGCAGUCUGAUCAUCAGACACCUGCCACAGAUCCAGUGCAUCCAGAAGACUCUGCAGUGGCGCUGCAGUGCACCGUCCUCACUCAGAGCUGUGCAGGAGAACACAACGUCUACUGGUUCAGACGUGAAUCUGGAGAAUCUCCUCCAGGAAUUAUAUUCACUCAGGAGCGCAGGAACGCUCAAUGUGAGAGGAGAUCUGAUGUGAACUCUACUGCACACAAAUGUAUCUACAGCCUGCCCAAGAGGAACCUCAGUCUCUCUGAUGCUGGGAUUUACUACUGCGCUGUGGCCGCAUGUGAAGAGAUACUGUUUGGAGAUGCAAGAAAACCGGACCUGCCAGGUUUUCAGACACCUUGGAGUAUAAUUGCCCUGAUUUUAGGAACUUUAAACUGUUUAUCAGUGAUUGUGAUCAUAUUUCUGUGCACACAGCUGUACAUGCAGCGACGAAAAGAUAAUACUCAGAAUAUUCAGAUUGGUCACUUAAUGGAUGAAGAAAGAGAUGCACUGAAUUAUGCUGCUUUGAGCUUUCAACAAAAGUCCAGCGCUAGAAGACCCAGAGAAAAGCAUACAAGAUAACUGAAUAUUUGCACAUGAGAAAUCUAUGCAUUUUACUAGAAAUAAAUUCUCUGUUGUUUACAAAAAGUGCUUUAACUGAUAAUGAUUACUCAAGUGCUAUUAGAUUACUACAGUAGUAAAAUUAAGAUUUUAAUACUUAACAAUUUCACAUUCAAGUCAAAGUUUUACUUGCUGUUUCUAUUAAUUAUGAAAUUUACAACAUAUUUCUGAGAGAUAAAUUGUUUCUGGACAAAAACAAGGGGAAAAAAAGAAAAAGUUACAUUAUUCUAUAAAAUAAACUGAACUGGCAUUUUAAGUUACCUUCAUUGAACCCUGUUUGUUGGAUUCCUGCAUCAACACAGCAUAUCAGUGUAGAUAUAUGUAUGUAUGUAUGUAUGUAAUGUGUGUGUGUAUGUGUGUGUGGGUGUGUGUGUGUGUGUGUGUGCGUGCAUGCGUGUGUGUGUGUAUAUAUACAUAUAUUUAGAUUUAUUGAUUUGUAUGAAAAUGUAUUAGGCUGAGAAGAGGUGGAGAAGUUAAAAUCCCUGUCCGUGGUACUGAAAUUUGAUAAUUGUGACCAUUUUGGCAUUAUUUAACGGUAUUUUAUAUGGUAUUUAGAUCACAAUGUACCACUUCUAACACAUACUUAUGAUGUUUACUCACGGCAACAACAUGAAUUCAUUAAUAAGUAAAAAUACAGUAUACUUUUCAUGUGUCUAGAAUGUAGCAUAAGCAAUAUUUUCACAGGAACAUUAAACA